AGCUUUUCUCCCUCUCUGAGGUGUGAAGUAGUCUGCUGUCACCAUGUCCGACACAGAGGAUUUGGAUCAUGUUGAGGACGAGGAAGCCCAGGAGGAGGUAGUAGAAGUAGAAGUAGCCCCUGAGGCGGAGGCCCAGGUAGAAGCAGAGCCAGAGGUAGAGCCUGAACCAGAACCAGAGCCAGAGCCAGAGGAGGUUCAUGAGGAGGAAGACGCCUAUGAAGAGGAAGAUGACGAGGGCGAUCAAGACGAGGAGAAGCCAAAGUUCAAACCCCCUGCUCCCAAGAUCCCAGAUGGUGAGAAAGUGGACUUUGAUGACAUCCAGAAGAAACGCCAAAACAAGGACCUGUAUGAGCUGCAGUCGCUGAUCGACGCUCACUUUGAGUCCAGGAAGAAGGAGGAGGAGGAGCUCCUGGGACUCAAAGACAGAAUUGAGAAGCGUCGCGCAGAGCGAGCUGAGCAGCAGAGGAUUCGUUCUGAGAAGGAUAAAGAGAGGCAGGCCAGGCGAGAGGCUGAGCGUCAGAAAAGGGAGGAGGCAGACGUCCACAGGAAGAUGGAGGAGGACGCCAAGAAGAAGAACGUGCUGAGCAGCAUGGGAUCAGGCUACAGCAGCCACCUGCAGAAGAUUGAAGGGAAGAGAGGCAAGAAGCAGACUGAAAGAGAAAAGAAGAAAAAGAUCAUGGCAGAGAGAUGCAAACCUCUUGAUGUUGAUGAUGAUUUCAGCGAUGCAGAUCUGGGGGAUAAGGCGAAGGAGCUGUGGGAGUGGCUGCACGACCUGGAGACCAUUAAAUACGACCACUGUGAGAGGCUCAAGAGACAGAGAUAUGAGGUGAUCUCUCUCAGGAACCGCAUUGAUGAGCUGCAGAAACACAGCAAAAAGGGAGCUGCCUCCCGCCGCAGGAAGUGAGCGGCUGGUGACUGAUGGUCGGUCAGCCCGGACAGGAGGCGCCUUCCCUCGGAUACAACAGCAGCUAAGACCCCGUAGAGACCCGGAGCUCAGGUGGACGUCUUAGUUUCUGCUUGAGUUUUCUGGAUGAAUUUAGCUUAAAUAAAGACAUUAAAAAAAAUAUCA
Molecule: messenger RNA, 1069 nt
Organism: Gymnodraco acuticeps
Lineage: Eukaryota; Metazoa; Chordata; Actinopteri; Perciformes; Bathydraconidae
Product: troponin T, fast skeletal muscle isoforms-like
Exons: 16
Coding region: 44-904 (286 amino acids)
Biological process (GO): sarcomere organization; muscle contraction; regulation of muscle contraction
Cellular component (GO): troponin complex
Molecular function (GO): tropomyosin binding; troponin I binding; troponin C binding
Source: RefSeq, a predicted model, not a curated record